UUGGAGUUUGAGAAGCGGAGGAACGAGCCCGUGAAAUACCAGCGAGAGCUCUGGCAGAAGUCAGUCGAUGUCAUGAAGAGAGUGGAAGAGAUCAAGCAGAGGCGGCAAGCCAAGUUCAUCAUGAACAGACUAAAGAAGGGCAAAGAACUGCAGAAAGCUCAAGACAUCAAGGAGGUCAAGCAGAACAUCCACCUCAUUCGCGCUCCACAUGCAGGCAAAGCCAAACAGCUGGAAGACAAGAUGGUCCAGAAACUCGAGGAAGCGGUGGCCAUGGAGGACUCUUCCUAGAGGGGCUGUUUCUCUGGGCUGGGACUUGGCGGAGGGCACGUCUUUGCAGGCUGGCCCUCUGGUCCGGGGCAUGCCUGGUGUGGCUUCUGGCUCUGGGGUCAGCCGGGGCAGGUGCCGGAGCUGUGUUGUGAGGCACCUGUGGGAGUGGGCUCUUAUUUGGAUAGUAAAAUGGUAAGCGAUUAAACCAGCUGCCGCAGAC
Messenger RNA from Gekko japonicus, 487 nucleotides. RefSeq names its product ribosomal L24 domain containing 1 (gene RSL24D1). Gene Ontology annotation, cellular component: nucleolus. The annotation marks the transcript as partial. Gene Ontology annotation, biological process: ribosomal large subunit biogenesis. The transcript has 4 exons. Lineage: Eukaryota; Metazoa; Chordata; Lepidosauria; Squamata; Gekkonidae. The record is from RefSeq and is a predicted model, not a curated record.